UAUGACAAACUUAAAAAUGGAUCGGAACAAAAAGUUAUUCCAUGGAUCGAUCUCCUCCAUUAAUUAUAUUUAUGAACAUGAACAGGUGCUAGUGCCAAUUAUAUUUUCAGAAAUGAGAGAUUCGGAAUUCCGGGACGGAAGGAAAUUCCUAAAUGCAGUUGUUCUGUUGCAAUAUGUGCCAAGGAUUUUCCGUAUCUACAGAUUGUGGAAAAUAGUCAACAAGAAUAUCAAGCCAGGGCCUAAAGUGAAUGCAGAAAGGAACAAGAAUAUGAAAGGUUUUAUGGUGAUGAGAGCUGGAUUCAAUCUCUUUCUGUAUCUCGUUGCCAGUCAUGUACUGGGUGCCUUUUGGUACUUCUUCUCCAUCGAACGAGAGACCACGUGCUGGCACAUGGCCUGUAAGCCUGAUGCCGGAUGUAGCAAGACUUCUUUUAACUGUGGUCAUGGUUCUAGCAAUAACAAAAUAGUUUUAAAUAAUUUUUGCUCUAUAGAAAAUCCAAAUACCACUCUCUUUGAUUUUGGAAUAUUCCAAGAAGCCCGUCAAUCUCGCAUUCUGGAGUCCAUGGAUUUUCUACGAAAGACCAUUUUCUGUUUUUGGUGGGGCCUUCGAAAUUUGAGGUGUACAUGCAGUGGGAGGCACAAAAAGAAAUGGAGGAGCUAUCUGUGCAUAAGACAUCAAAAGAAGUGGAGGAGAUAUCUAAGCAUAAGCAUGAUGCGAUAUCUAAGCAAACAUCUAAAGAGCGUAAUGAGAUAUCUAAAGAGCAUGAUGAGAUAUCUAACCUGUUGGAGGUGAUAUCUAAAGAGCAUAAUGAGAUAUCUAAGCUGUUGAAGAUAAGGCCGUUGCCGCCGGUAGCCCCCUAAGUAAUUUAGAUUACAGUAUCACUUAAUAAUUAAUCUAGUAUUAUGAGAUACUCUUGCUAUUUAACGAAAGACAAUAUAUAAUUUGUUUAAGCAUAUUACGUUGAGGAUUAAAUACUGCACUCAUUUUUCAAGUCGUUAAUUAAAUUGCUAGUCGCUUGAUUUGAAUAU
This is a messenger RNA of Carya illinoinensis, 1026 nucleotides long. RefSeq names its product cyclic nucleotide-gated ion channel 1-like. The record is from RefSeq and is a predicted model, not a curated record. The transcript has 3 exons. The coding region runs from base 2 to 790 and encodes 262 amino acids. NCBI's taxonomy places the organism in Eukaryota, Viridiplantae, Streptophyta, Magnoliopsida, Fagales, Juglandaceae.